AUGGCCGCCGCCGCCGCCAGGUCGAUGCUACGCUCGUCCGCUUCCCUUCUCCGCGCUGCUCCGGCGAGGGCCACCUCCUCUGCGGCGCGACCGUCCCUUCGUCGCGCGCUGGGUGCGCCCCCUCGGCUCCUCAGGUCGCCCGUCGAGGCGAGCUUCUGCGUAGAAUCGCUGCUGCCGCUGCACAGCGCCACUGCUGCGGCGAGGAUGACGUCUAUGCUCGCGGUGCCUGGCCGAGGCCUCGGGUGGCUCACUGAAGGGCAAGAUGAAACUAGAUGAAGACCACCUGGGGAAUGGGGAAAGCCGAAAUUGAUGGCGUAUGAUGCUGACUUGCCAACAGAACCAGAAGAUUACUAGUCUUUCAGAAUGAGUUGACAGAGGAAGGAAGCAUUUUUUUUCUGUAUGUGAACUAUGAAGAAUUAUUGAAUAAAUGAUCUUAGAUGUUGCUCAACUUCAUUUUCUGUCUUCGGUAACCAGAAUCAUCAUCCUUAUUUGAUGAGAAUCGCACCAGCAUGAUCUGGUGAUUAAAAAGUCCUUUCUAUUUCUUGUACA
Molecule: messenger RNA, 549 nt
Organism: Lolium rigidum
Lineage: Eukaryota; Viridiplantae; Streptophyta; Magnoliopsida; Poales; Poaceae
Product: protein NUCLEAR FUSION DEFECTIVE 6, mitochondrial-like
Exons: 4
Coding region: 1-276 (91 amino acids)
Cellular component (GO): mitochondrion
Source: RefSeq, a predicted model, not a curated record